Xylaria bambusicola is the source of this 1617-nucleotide messenger RNA. RefSeq lists its product as uncharacterized. Lineage: Eukaryota; Fungi; Ascomycota; Sordariomycetes; Xylariales; Xylariaceae. The record is from RefSeq and is a predicted model, not a curated record. The transcript has a single exon. The coding region runs from base 1 to 1617 and encodes 538 amino acids.
AUGGUCCGCUUAACCAAGUAUGCCGGUGCCGGUAUCCUACUGGCCACCGCUGUGAGCGCCACAUACGAUACCUACCCGACUGGCGGUGACAGCGAGGAGUACCCUACCGAGACCGCGACGGCAACCUACAGCGGUGUUCCUUCGGGAUACUCUACUAGCAGCUUCCCGGUUCCCACACCGACUGACUACCCCGGUGAUGAUGAGUGCCCUCCUGAGGACGACGACGAUGAGGACGAGGGUGACGAUGAUGAAUGCCCUCCUGAAGAGUCUGGCUACCCUACCGGCAGCUACUCUGUGACCGCCACUUACAGCUCCGGUCCUUCUGGGUAUCCUACUGGCAGCUACCCCGUCCCUACGCCCACCGGUUACCCCGGAGGCGAUGACGGAGACGACGAUGAGUGCCCUCCCGAAGAUGGUGACGACGACGACGAGGGUGAUGACGAUGAGUGCCCUCCUGAGGAGACCGGCUACCCUACUGAGAGCUACCCCGUAGUUACUCCCACUGGUACCUACAGCUCUGGUCCUUCGGGCUACCCCACCAGCAGCUACCCCGUCCCUACCACCACUGGUUACCCAGGUGGCGACGACGGUGAUGAUGAUGAAUGCCCUCCUGAGGACGGAGAUGAUGGAGAUGACGGAGACGACGACGAGUGCCCUCCUGAGGAUGGUGACGGCGAUGACUACCCUACCGGUAGCUACCCUGUCGUUACCCCUACUCCCACCGGUACCUACAGCUCCGGUCCUUCUCCUACUGGCAGCUACCCCGUUGUCACUUCUACCGGCUACCCCGGUGGUGACGAUGGUGAUGAUGAUGAGUGCCCCCCUGAGGACGGAGAUGAUGGAGAUGACGGAGACGACGACGAGUGCCCCCCUGAGGACGGUGACGGUGAUGACUACCCCACCGGUAGCUACCCCGUUGUCACUCCCACCGGCUACCCUACUGGCGGCGACUCUUACCCUACCGGCGGUGAUAGCUACCCAACUGGUGGUGACUCCUACCCUACCGGAAGCGACUCCUCAUCCGUCGCUUACCCUACCUCCUCGGGCUACCCUACCGGAGGUGACUCCUACCCAACUGGCGGCGACAGCUACCCUACUGGCUCUGCUUCAUACCCCGGUGAAAGCAGCAGCUCUGCCGGCCCUACUGGUGGCGAUUCUUACCCUACCGGCGGUGAUUCUUAUCCCACUGGCGGUGAUAGCUACCCUACCUCCUCCGCCUCUCCCACCGGUGGUGAUUCCUACCCUACCGGAGGUGACAGCUACCCUACCUCAUCUGCUUACCCAACCGGUGGUGACUCUUACCCCGGUGAGAGCAGCAGCUCUGCUGGCCCUACUGGCGGUGAUUCAUACCCUACCGGUGGCGAUAGCUACCCUACUGGUGGUGACAGCUAUCCUACUAGCAGCUACCCCGGUGGCUACACCAGCGCCAUCCCUACUCUCUCUACCUCUUACUCCGUCUCUCCUAUCCCCGUCACCACCCCCAGCGGCUACCCUACCGCCUCCGAGUCCAGCCCCGCUGCCACCAGCACCAUCGCCACGGCCGGUGCUUCGGUCCUUCGCGCGGGUGCCACUGGCGCCGUCGUUGCUGCUGCCGCGUUCUUCCUUGGUUUCUUUUAA